UUAUACAUAGACACAUCGCAGCAUUCGUGACGUAUAGAGUUGGUUAGUCUAUCCAGAAAAUCCGUUUUAUCGUGAUCAUCAUGAGUGACGACGUGACAACCGGCGUUGAAAAACUCAAUGUUAAAACCGAAAAGGCUAAAAUGAAGGGUAAAGAGAAGAAGCCAGCACCUGAGAAGAGUUCAGUCACCGAGUUGAAGCCAUGGCCUGCAUAUAUUCAGGAACGUUUGGACCUGUGGGAUAAACUGAAAGCUGACUAUGACGCAGAAGUGGCUGGAAAAGUCUCCACCGAGAUUACGGUUACCCUUCCCGAUGGAAAGAACAUUCCAGCGCAGUCCUGGCGUUCUACCCCCUACGACAUUGCCAGAGGUAUCAGUCAGGGUCUAGCAGACAAUACGGUCAUUGCGAAAGUCAACAACGUCCUGUGGGACUUGGACAGACCACUGGAGUCUGAUUGCAAGCUGGAGCUGAUAAAAUUCGAUAAUCCAGAGGGCCAACAGGUAUUCUGGCACUCAUCCGCUCACAUUCUUGGUGAAGCCAUGGAACGAGUCUACGGAGGCUGCCUCUGUUAUGGUCCCCCAAUCGAGAAUGGCUUCUACUACGACAUGUUCCUGGGAGAGAAGGGAAUCUCCAACACAGAUUUCCCUUACCUUGAGUCUCUCUAUAAGAGCAUCGUGAAAGAUAAACAACCAUUCGAGCGUUUGGAGAUGAAAAAAGAGGAUCUCUUGGAGAUGUUCAAGUACAAUGAGUUCAAGGUGAGAAUUCUCAACGAGAAAGUCACUACACCGACGACCACUGUCUACAGGUGUGGCCCUCUGAUCGAUCUCUGUCGAGGUCCUCAUAUACGAAAUACUGGUAAAGUUAAGGCCAUAAAAAUAACCAAGAACUCGUCGACUUAUUGGGAGGGAAAUGCCAACGCUGAGAGCCUGCAACGUAUCUAUGGAAUUAGUUUUCCGGAUAGUAAGCAGUUGAAGGAGUGGGAGAAGUUCCAGGAAGAGGCUGCCAAGAGAGACCAUCGAAAGAUAGGGCGGGAGCAGGAGCUGUUUUUCUUCCACGAGCUCUCGCCAGGCUCCUGCUUUUUUCAACCACGUGGAGCUCAUAUUUAUAAUACCCUUGUAGAGAUGAUGCGUGCUGAGUACAAGAAGAGGGGUUUCCAGGAGAUCAUCACUCCGAAUAUGUACAAUGUCAAAUUGUGGCAGACCUCCGGACAUUGGCAGCAUUAUGCUGAUAAUAUGUUCUCAUUUGACAUUGAGAAGGAGACGUUUGCACUCAAACCGAUGAACUGCCCUGGUCACUGCAUGGUCUUCGACGUUCGAAAUAGGUCCUGGAGGGAGUUGCCUCUGCGAAUGGCUGACUUUGGUGUUCUCCACCGUAAUGAACUGUCUGGUGCCCUCACUGGUCUCACCAGAGUCCGUAGAUUUCAGCAAGAUGAUGCUCACAUCUUCUGCAGCCAUGAGCAAAUCAAGGAGGAGAUACUGGGAGCUUUGGACUUUUUGAAACACAUUUACACUGUUUUUGGUUUCACUUUUAAGCUUUGCUUGGCAACGAGGCCUGAGAAGUACCUCGGGGAGCUCGAGGUAUGGAAUGAUGCAGAGAAGGCACUUUCUGAGAGUUUGGAUACCUUUGGCGAGGCCUGGUUUCUCAAUCCUGGUGAUGGAGCUUUUUAUGGACCCAAGAUUGACAUCACAAUUAUGGAUGCACUGAAGAGGCCACAUCAGUGCGCUACUAUUCAGUUGGAUUUCCAAUUGCCUAUUAGGUUCAAUCUUUCUUACGUGAAUGAGCAUGGAGAAAAGACAAGACCUGUCAUUAUUCACAGAGCCAUUCUCGGUUCUGUUGAAAGAAUGAUUGCUAUUCUUACAGAGUCUUAUGCAGGGAAGUGGCCAUUCUGGCUAUCUCCUAGACAAGUUAUGGUUAUUCCAGUGGGGCCUCCGCUGGAUGAUUAUGCCUUCCAGGUGAAGGAGAAGCUCUGGAAUGCUGGAUUCAUGGCUGAAGUUGACAUUGACGAUGGUGAUACCAUGAAUAAAAAAAUCAGAAAUGCUCAACUGGCGCAGUUCAACUUCAUUCUGGUUGUCGGAGAGAAGGAAAAAGCCGCUGGAACCGUGAACGUCAGAACGAGGGAUAACGUUGUUCAUGGGGAAAUUCAGACCGACGAGCUCAUCAGAAAAUUCCAGAAGUUCAAGGAAACUAAAGAUCCCAUGUGUGAGGAAAAAUUCCAAUAGAUUCUCCUCAAAUACAGCAGAUCAAAUUAACACAUCGUUUUUCACAAUGUCUUAGCUAUAAAUGACAGCAAAGGGGACGCGUAAUUUAUUUAUGCACGAGAAUAGUCACGUGCUUUUCAGCAUUUAAUAUAUCUCUGCAUAUAUUUCAUAUAUAUAAAACUUUCAGUGAAUAUUCUUCGGUUGUACCGUAAUAUUUGAAUAAAGAUAAUA
Messenger RNA from Fopius arisanus, 2426 nucleotides. It is a transcript of the gene ThrRS, whose product is annotated as threonine--tRNA ligase. Gene Ontology annotation, biological process: threonyl-tRNA aminoacylation. The transcript has 4 exons. Gene Ontology annotation, molecular function: ATP binding; threonine-tRNA ligase activity. The record is from RefSeq and is a predicted model, not a curated record. Gene Ontology annotation, cellular component: cytoplasm. Lineage: Eukaryota; Metazoa; Arthropoda; Insecta; Hymenoptera; Braconidae. Bases 81 to 2216 code for a protein of 711 amino acids.